CUACGCCGUUGGUUCGUACGGCUCCUCGGGUUUGUCGACGAGACGACGACGACGACGACGAUGACGAUGCGCGCGUUACUCGGCGUGAGCUGCGCAGUAUCUCACUGCGCACGGGGCUUGUUUUGCUCAGUCAAGGAGAGUACGAGAGUACGAGACGCGGCUACAGCACGGGCAUGGUUGAUGCUCUCGUGGUACGGCAUUGUAGUAAACAACUCGCGUUCGGUUUGCGUAUCAAUCGUUGAACAUCUCUGAAUCAAGGGUGAAUAACGGUGUUGUGAUUACAGGUCGAUAUUAGCCGGAAGUGAUAGGCGGUAAUAGUUUGUUUUUAGUGCUGUUGGUGGUCUUUAACCUCGACAAAGUGGUGCGUCUGGUGGUGGUGGUGGUGUAGUGGUGGUGUGGUGGUGGUGGUGGUGCUGCUGCUGCUGCUGCUGUUGGUACGUUCGAAAAAUGUUGCAGCACGGGUGGGCAAGUUUGGAACGCCACAAGAAAACUGAGCCAGUGAUCGCUAAAGUGGGGGGAUUGUGAAGAAGGAAAGAGGAGCAAGAAGAAGAAGAUAAUUAAAUAAAAUAAAAUAGAAGAAAAUCGAGCAGCGGAGGCAUAAAUAAAGUGAAUUAAAUGAACAAUUAAUUAAACGUUGAAGGAAAAAUUAACUGUCAAUUUCCAUCAUCAUCGUCUUGUGCUUCUUUGUCGUCGUAGUUGUGUUUUCUUGGUCUGACCGUGUCUGACUCUUUUUCUUCGUUUAUGUGGCGUGUGCGUGUGUGUGAGAGAGAGAGAGAGAGAGACGUGUCGAAGAAUUAACAUCGCUUUUUGGAAUUAAAUUACAUACCGUCACAUGACGCGUGUCGUCCGUAAACGUAAUAAUGUGAAAGUUAUUGAACCAAAGUUGACGUUAGUAAGUGUAUAACAAAUAACGAUUAACAACGAUUCGAAGAAUAAUUCGAUAAAAACUGUUGUAUAAAAAAGUAUAAAAAAUCACCUCGGAAUAAGGGUUGUAAGAGACGAAAUAAAGGGGUUGGGAUGGUGUACGUGUGUAAAACGACGAUAUUGUGAGAGAAGGAAAAAAGAAAAAAAAAAAGAUGCUGAAAACUAUCGAUAACAUUGUACGUGUAUGCGGUGUAAAGAAAUUGAAUAAAAGAAGAAAGAAAUGACGAGAGGAGGUGGCGGUGAAGGAGGAGGCGGAGUUGGAGAAAGGUAAAGAGGAAAUGAUUAUUAUAAAUUGAUAUUCGAUAUUUUCAUCGGCAAGAUAAUAAUAAUAAUAAUAACAAUAACGAUAAUGAUAAUAACAACGAUAAUAUAUCGUGCAUACAAUUAUCCACGUGAGCAAGGAAAAGAGAAAUAUUUUCACCCCCCCCUCACGUUUCACAACCGCCGUUGAAACUUCGGACGGUGAGCAAGAAAAUUAAUUAAACGAACUAAAGAAAUAAUAAUAAAAAAAAAAUAAAAAAUUCAUCGGUACGAUUUUUAACGCUGAAAGUUUCGAUUUACCGUUGUUGAUAAUUUUCGAAAAGAAGAGGAAAACGGCAGCAACGAAUCAAAUUAAAUUGAAAAAAAAAAAAAAACAAAAAACUUGACGAGGAUAAUACCAAAGUGUUUUUUUUUUUAUUUCUUCCGUUUUUAUUUUUAUUUUUUUUUAUUCUUCUUGCAAAAAUGUCUUUAACGCGCGAACAAUCUUACGCCGUUGGAUAACAGAUGGAAGCGUGUAAGUCGUUAUGUAAUGAAAGAGAUGUGAUAUUACAGAAGAAAAAAAAAAAAAAAAAUGAUAUAAACAAAUGGAAUAAAAAAAAAAUUUAAAAGAGAAAAGAGAAGAAAGAAAACAUUUUACAAAGCGAUGGACAAAUGUAAGAUUGGGUAAAAUAGUUGUAUAAAAAUCUGAUAACUGCACAGUGUAUACCUGAAAUUAUUAUAUUAUAAUAAUAAUAACAAUAAUAAUAAAAAUACAAAUAAAUAAAUCAGGAUGGGGAGAAGAACGGUGAAUAAUAUGAGGUGGAGAGAGCAUCAGCGAAACGAAGACGACGACGGCAGCGUCGCGACGCCAACGACGAAGACCGCGAACGAAUCGUCGACGUUGAUUUUGAACAGACUCUGUUACUCGUGCAGAAUUUGUCAGGCCGACGAGGCUGGGCGAGAUAAAAACGAAAAUACGGUGGAAUAUCGAUGCGAAAUAUGCGAACGUCUCCAGGGUAGCGUCGACGACGACGACGACGACGUCGACGAUUUGUCGACGGACGAGAAGGAGGAGGAGAAGAAGAAGAAGAAGGACGAGGAGGAUUAUCGCGGGAAACGGAGGAGCAGAUUAUUUUCACGGGGUUUUUUUAACGCCUCGUCAAAACUCGAACCACUAGCUAUGGACUGCGGUCGACGUCAAAGCGACGUCGGUCAGUGGCUGAGAUGCGCCUCGAGUGUCGUGCGAUGGCGUCGUUUCACGAAAUCGUUUAAGAAUUUUUUUAACGCUUCCUCAUCGUCGUCGACAUCGUCGUCAUCAUCGUCAUCGUCGUCGUCGUCGUCGUCAUCGUUAUCAUCGACGACGACGACACGUCGACCAAGUUGUUGCUCCUCAGCGUCCGUACUGUUCAGGAAUCUAUCGACGAUCAAUGUUUCUACGAUAUUUUUCAUCGUUCUAUUCAUCGCGAACUUAAAUUACGCAUCAACUACAAGUGCUCACGGUGUUUACGAUACCACGGACAAUCGAUAUUAUAAUUCUAACGGUCGUCAUACUCAACACUUCGAUCACGCCGUCAGGGAUAUUUCUUCGUCUUCUUCUGCUGCUGCUGCCGCUUCUUCUUCAUCUUCUUCUUCUUCUUCGUCUUCUUCUACUUCGUCUUCGGCGAAACGAACCGUCUGUCAGAGCGUCGACGUGAGAAAUAGCGUGAACCAAUUUUCGCGACUGGAAGGAUGUCGAGUGGUCGAGGGUUUCGUACAAAUACUCUUGAUCGAUCACGCGAACGACACGUCCUACGCAAACCUUACAUUUCCCGACCUCGUCGAAAUCACCGGCUACCUUCUGCUUUACAGAGUGAACGGUCUCCGAAGCGUUGGCCAUCUGUUUCCAAAUUUGACGGUAAUACGGGGCCAUUCGUUGUUCAUAAACUACGCCCUUGUCGCCUUCGAGAUGAUGCAUCUGCAGGAAAUCGGUCUUCACUCGCUGACGAAUAUCGGCCGCGGCAGCGUUAGAUUUGAAAAGAAUCCGGCACUCUGCUACGUUGAUACAAUCGACUGGGACCUCAUCAUCGGCGUUGGAAAGGGCGAACACGUCAUAUCGGGAAAUAAACCGAGGAACGGAUGUCCGGUUUGUGAGAAACACUGUCCGACACGAUCGACGAAAAAGGAUGAAACCUUGUGCUGGAACAGACAGUAUUGUCAACAUGUUUGCGACAAGUCUUGCGGAAUCUCUGCGUGCAACAACAGCAUGCCUGGGAAAUGCUGUCAUCCGUCUUGUCUUGGAAGCUGUACCGGAACGGGUUCUCAGGACUGUGCCGUGUGUCGAGAUGUGAUAGUCGAUGGAAAUCGUUGCGCUAACAGCUGUCCGGAAAACACAUAUAUGUUUUUGAACCGUCGCUGCGUACAGGAGAACGAAUGCAGGAAGAUGAAGAAGCCGCGUGAGGCGUUUGACAUAGUCAAGGAGCACCCGUACAAGCCGUUCAAUAAUACUUGUGUGAUCGAAUGCCCACCCGGCUACAUGGACGAGGAAGUGAACGGUAAAGCGACGUGCAAAAAGUGCGACGGAUUGUGUUUGAAGGAGUGCAGCGGGACGAAUGUCGACAGUAUUGCAUCGGCCCAAAAACUUCGCGGUUGUACUCACAUAACUGGCAGCUUGGAAAUACAGAUAAGAGGCGGUAAGAAUAUCGUCAAAGAAUUGGAGGACAGCUUGAGUAUGAUCGAGGAGAUUGACGGUUAUUUGAAAAUCGUUCGCAGUUUCCCACUGAUAUCUUUGAAUUUUUUGAAAAAUCUACACACCAUUCACGGCAAAGAACUAGAGAGCGGAAAGUACACCUUUGUCGUACUAGAUAAUCAAAAUCUUCAGGAACUAUGGGACAUGGAGUCUCACAAGUCGAUGAGAAUCCUUGCCAACAACGGACCUGUCAAAGUUUUCUUUCACUUUAAUCCAAAACUCUGCUUGGACACCAUCGAAAAGUUUCGCAAAGGCGCUGGCCUGCCUGAGUUCUCGGAUCUGGAGGUUGCCCCUAACAGCAACGGCGACAAGGUCGCCUGCAACGUUACCAAGCUUCACACUCGGGUUCAGAAGAAAACAUCGAACGCCGCGCUGAUUGCGUGGGAACCUUUUGACCACCACGAUCAGAGGUCACUCCUUGGGUAUGUUGUGUACUUUAUCGAGGCACCGAACAACGUCACCAUGUACGAUGGAAGGGAUGCCUGUGGCGGCGAUGGAUGGAGAGUAGACGACGUUUCGGCAGCUGAAAGUUCUGAUCGGACGAUCCAUCAAAAUGGAAGUGACAGCGAAACUACCGAAUAUUAUUCGCUGUUGACUCAGCUCAAACCUUACACGCAGUACGCGUUCUACGUUAAGACUUACACAAUUGCUACUGAGAGGUCUGGCGCGCAGAGCGACUUGCAUUACUUCACCACUGACCCGGACGCACCCAGCGUACCCAGGUCUCUUUACGCCUAUAGCAAUGCGAGCAACGAACUUGUCAUAACAUGGGAGCCACCGCUUCAUAAAAACGGAAAUCUUACCCACUACAGAAUUAUCGGGCGAUGGGAGAAGGAUGACAGAGCGUUUCUCGAUCAGCGAAAUUACUGUAACGAGCCCCUAAACUUUAGGGAGACGAAACCGAUGACAACGCCGGACGAGGCAGCGCAUCCUAAACCGACCGAAAAUAAGAGGCCAAGUUCGACAAAUCGAGAUGAGAUAGAAACUGACGAUUCAAAGUGCAAAUGUAUCGACGACAAGGAUCUCAGGGAAAAGGAGGUUUCGAGUUCUAUAGCGUUUGAGGACGCGCUGCACAACCAGGUAUACGUAAAGCGACCCUCAAGUGAUCGCAGGAGACGUGAUGUGAGUGAGAUAGUCAAGACGGCUAAAAUGUGGCAGGAACAAAAUGUCUCGUACUCAUAUCCUGAGGAUAAAGAUAACGCUUUGACGGAUGACAUGGUCAACGGUUCUAUCAGCUUAUUCAACAGGACUGUCUACGGGCAGACGAAUUAUGCUGUGAAAAAUCUGCGUCACUACGCUGUUUACACUAUCGAGGUACAGGCGUGCAGAGAACCAGUCCCUAACGAAAGCCAGAGCAACUACUGCUCGACGAAAAGUAUCAAAACGGCCAGAACUGAGCCGCUUAUAUCCGCCGACGACAUUCCGAACAAUACUUUCGACCUGGAAGUUAUAACCGGCAAUAACAGUCGCUCCAUGGUGAAACUGAGCUGGGAGGAGCCGCCCAAUCCGAACGGUUUGAUUGUCACGUAUCAGAUAGAGUACAAAAAGAUCGAUUUUCAAAACGUCAAGGCUAUGGUAAUUUGCAUACCUUGGCGAGAAUUCGUGGAUGACGGACGCGUUUACGUUUUGAAUGCAUUACCGCCUGGAAAUUACUCCCUGAGACUUCGAGCAACGAGUUUGUACGGAAAUGGUGCUUACACGGUGACGAAACACUUCUACAUCGAGGAACUGAACGCCGGAGGGUCCCAUCCAUACUUGUGGCCCCUCCUAAGUGUAUUUAUUCUGAGUAUUCUAAUUCUGGGCGGUGGAUACGCGUUGAAACGAAAGUUCAUGCCUAAUUCUUCGGAAAUGCGGCUUUUUGCGACCGUCAAUCCCGAGUAUGUUAGCACCGUCUACGUACCCGAUGAUUGGGAAGUUCCACGAAAGAAAAUAGAGUUGCUAAGGGAGCUGGGGAAUGGAUCCUUUGGCAUGGUGUACGAGGGCGUCGCCAAGGACGUUGUCAAGGGAAAACCGGAGGUCAAGUGUGCCGUCAAGACGGUCAAUGAAAACGCCACGGACAGAGAGCGUAUAGAGUUUCUCAACGAGGCUUCGGUCAUGAAGGCAUUCAACACUCAUCAUGUUGUGAGAUUGUUGGGCGUUGUAUCAGUCGGUCAACCGACACUUGUAGUUAUGGAGCUAAUGGUCAACGGAGACCUUAAAACCUAUCUGAGAAGCCACCGACCAGACGUGUGCGAAAACUUUUCCAAGCAGCCCCCGACUUUAAAGCGGAUAUUACAGAUGGCGAUCGAGAUCGCGGACGGAAUGUCUUAUUUGUCGGCAAAGAAAUUUGUCCACAGAGAUCUAGCGGCGAGAAAUUGCAUGGUCGCCGAAGAUAUGACCGUUAAGAUCGGCGACUUUGGUAUGACCAGAGACAUAUAUGAGACUGAUUACUACCGCAAAGGCACCAAAGGACUCUUACCGGUUAGAUGGAUGGCACCGGAAAGUUUGAAAGAUGGGGUUUUCACAAGCUACUCAGAUGUCUGGAGCUACGGUGUAGUUUUGUGGGAAAUGGUUACUCUCGCCUCGCAGCCUUACCAGGGUUUGUCCAAUGAUCAGGUUCUUCGCUACGUUAUCGACGGUGGCGUUAUGGAGCGGCCCGAAAAUUGUCCAGAUUCGCUGUACAACUUGAUGAGGCGAACGUGGAAUCACAAACCGAAUCAAAGACCGACGUUCAUUGACAUUGCUACCAUGCUCUUGACUGAGGUUAAUGUCGAGACGUUUGAAAGGGUCAGCUUUUACCACUCGCCCGAAGGAAUCGAAGCCAGGAAUCAGAACGCUUCUCAUUCGCCACAGACUGACAAGGAUUUGGAAAUGGAAACCCUGCGCAACCUGCAGGACGAAGAGGCGGACCAGGAGGGAAGUGAAGAGUCACCGUUGAGGGAGGACUUUGGAGAUUUUGCUAGCUUUGAACCGUCUGGUCCUAAUUCUAUAAAGAUUAGUUCAAAUCCUAUAUACGGUGCGACGACGCGUAACGAUAAUUCAAAGGUGUCGCCCAAUUUUCACGAAUUUAACUCGUCUAAGGUGCCGUUGAAGGCUGACUUCGAUGAUUUUGAGGGGGCCUCGAUGGAAUCGUUGAGAUCGAGCCGAGACACGUUGGAUUUACCGUUCGCCGAGGACAGUUUAAAGUCCGUAAAAAAUUCUCCCUUCGUCGACAAGAGAAACAAUUCGCGCGUCAAUUCGACCGGCGAUAAUUCCGUUUUAGGUAAAAACUCCAUUAAUCCCAAUAACGUUGUUAAGAGAAAUUUUUCGGAGAGUCCCAGAUUCUCUAAAAUAAAGAGCGAAGAUCCUGACUACGAGAACAAAUCCCCUGAGGUUUUUGUCACUUCUGGCGAUACGAUAAAGAACACUAAUGUUCAUCGCGUUGAAUUUCCGUCUAUAGACGGAAUUGAUGAUAAAAAUAUUAAUGACAAUGGAGGAAAUAAGUCCAAAGUUGAUUAUAAGAGUAAUAAUAAACAAGAAGGCUUAAAUAACGGUUAUAUUAGCGGUAAGACUACACAGUGUUAACAGAUCGCGGUACGGCGUUCCUUGGCUGAUUUUGUUUCAUACUUUUUUCGGGCAAAACAUAUUACGAAAAGAAAAACGAAAAAAGAAAAAAAAACAAUUUUUUUUUUUUUAAAACAACUGAUAGCGAAUGGCAAGAAAAAGAAUAUCUUUUCGUUAUUUUUACAAUGAAAUUCCGUUUUCUCGAACUGAUUAUCGCGCGUGUUUUGUUACCUCGCAGCCACGGUUACACGCGCGUAGAACCAGGACAUCUCAGGAUAAUUAAAUACAAAAUAUUAAAAUAAAUGAAUUAACAAUUUUUUUUCUUAAAAUAAUUAAUAAUGAAAACGUAAUACAAAGAAACUGACAUGUGCGAGCUCUUGAAAUUGAGCUUGCUACGACGUCGCUGUAGUUUCGAACGAUCUUCUGCGAGAUAUGCAAGAAAGAAAAAGAAAAACUAGAAAAAGAUGAAGACAAAAAAAUUUGUAACAAUAAUAAUAAUUUUCCUUUGGUAUUUUGCUCUUGUUUUGUUUAAUUGUAAAUUUUCUCAAUUAAUAAUAAGCUGUAUCCAAAUAUAAUCUAAAUUAUUAUUCAGUAAUACAGUAAGCGAUUAGGAAAAAAGAACGUUAGGGCAAAAAGAAAUGUUACUAAUAUUAACAGUAAUAAUAAUGAUAAUUAUAUUAACGAUAAUAAUAAUAAUAAUAAUAUUGAUAAUGAUAACAACAUGAAUAAUAUUUUUUAGUGUAAUGAAUUUAAAGUUAUUGUAAACUCUUUCUCGCGUAUGGAUAUCCUAAUAUUAAAUUUAAUUCCUAAGAAUGCGUAACUAGAUCGUUCGAAUACUACCAGAGACGUAAAUUAAGUUUUGGGGCAACUCGAGCGGUAAAAAGUAAGUUAUGAUUGCCCUGGUGCCCUUUUUUUUUUUCGUUAGUUGGGAAAAUAAUUUUACAUUUUUGUUUCUAAGAGAGAUUGAGAAACUAAGAAAAAGAGUAAUAUCACGGCCGAUCCUUCGAUUGUUCGCUGUUCCAUUCAACGUCUAGCAACGAGCGACAAAGCAUUUUCAACUUUAUAUAAUAAAAAAAAAAAAAAAAAAAUAAAUAAAAAAAAAACUGUCUUGGAAUAGAGCAAAAGAGUGAAAGGGAGAGACAGAGAGAGAAAGAGACCGAAAUUAUGAAAGACCGAAGGAGAGGCAUGCGGAUAGAAAAAGAGGUAUAGAGAAAACUUGCAAAGAUUCCGUUGAUGAUAAGAUUAGUUUGUGGGGUACAGUUUUUUUCUGUUACAAAUUUUCCCCUUCGUUAUUCUUCGCCCGAUCCUUUGAUUUUCCUUAGCAACUAAAGAAUGCAAGAAAAAAAGAUGAAGAAAAAAAAGAAAUAGAGGAAGAUCGUUGUUUCGUUGACCAAAAUAUUAAUGGCAGCAUCAUUAGUCGCAUAUACAUAUAGAGAUGAAAAAUAAUCGAGUGUGACGGUCAAGUGGAUGUUAAAUUUCGCUCUAAAAGUCAAACCCUUUGUUAUAUUAUAAGUACAGAGACUUUAACGUUUUAUCGAUGACGUGAAAUAAUUUUUACCAAAAAUUACUAACUGAUUCCCUGUCACGAAUUUUGAAAUAAUACAAACCUAAGUUGAAAAUGAAAUUGUAAGAAAAAACAAGCCGAAAACUUGAUUGUCACUCUUCGAUAUGUUGUUACACCGUUAGGUACAAUAGUUUAUAGACUCUAAUGGUUAUUAGUAUGAUGACAAGUAUCAAAUCAGGAUUGUUCAGAAUAUGUUUUAGUUAUUUAUUUUCAUUCCAUCGAUUUUAAACUCGCACUGACAAUAGUAGACGUUGAAAUUAUAAAUCAUUUUUCGGCAACGAUUAAUAGUCUACUAGUAAGACUGAAGAGUUUUUAUAUAUCACGAUGAAAAAUUUCAAUUCACGGCUUUUACAAACCCAAUUAUUCGUCAGUUAUUAACAAAAAUCCACCUGUCCUUAGCUAUCAAUUGUUCUCAGUAUUUUCAUUUAUUUAUUUUAUUUCUUUCUCCUCAUCUACUGCGUUAGGUCUCGAAUAACUUUACCCACGUGGAAUAAUAUUUGCUUUAACAUGAUUGAAUUGAAAUUCAAUCAAUUUCCACUGUACGGUUUGAGAGUUACUUUUCAAAAUGAAAAGAAUGAAUAGAAAAAAUAGAUAAAUAAAUAACAUAAACAAAUAGACAAUAGAAUUAUUAAGAUAUCAAAGAUUUUAUUUAUUACAUAUAACUUGUAUUAAUUUAUAAUAUUACUAUUACUAUACAUAACAUAAAUAGGUUUAUACACCAUACUCGCAUUGUACUGAACAAAUGUGAGGGUUGUAUCAUCUUUCUCGCCCUCGGUUACAAGAGAACGCAUAUUGUUCACUAAAAUUGACAGACUUGUAACACGUGGUCGUUGUCACUGAACGUUCAGUAAGAUUCGCAAAAACAAAAAAAAAAAAAAAAACCUGUAUCGACUGUCAUUAACAGAUUAUUAGACUUAACACGAAGUAGCUCUCAAACUGUUUUGUUCGAGUUGAAUGAUAGUUGAAUUACUAAAUUUUUCUGAACCUUCCUGCAUUCAAUGUCGUUACCGACGAGAGAACCGGAGACUGUCAUAGCCCAAUGAGAGCCAAGAUUGACGUCAGGAAUGAGAUAUUAAAAGAUGUUUGCGAGGACAAGAUAUUUGUAACACAAUAAUUUCUAUUGAAAAAGAAUCUUGGAAGUACAAGAAGAAAUGGCAAAAAAAAAGUGAAAAAAAAAAAAAAAACGUUAGGGAACGAAAAAUCGACCAAUCGGAAAACGGUCACCGUUAGGAAAGAGUUAUCUGGCUAAAACUGCGAGACUACUAUUUCUACAUUCUAACUCGAAUGGAAACACGGAAUAUAUAAACGAAAAAAAAGAAAACUAAAACAUUUUUCCGAUAUUUCGCUAACACGCUUACACUUACGGAGUAAUGAAGAAUACUGAAAGCAGAGAGGGAAUUACGCAACAAAAAAAAAAAAAAAAAAAAAAAGGAGGAAAGAAAGCAAAAAAGGAAUAAUAAUAAUGAUCGAAAUAACAAAAAUAACAAUAAGACUAAUGAUAAUAAUAAUAAUAGUAGUGUAGUCAUAAUAAUUAUUAUGAAGAAGUGUAGAAUUAUAGAAAAGUUGAACGACGAAAUCCCUACGACGAAAAAACAUGUGUGUGUGUGUGUAUAUAUAUAUAUAUAUAUAUAUAAACAUGCAUACAUACAUAUUAUAUAUUGUAUACAGUGAAUGCACGUACGCGUAUAUGUAUAUGCGAGUGUAUAAUAUUCUUCUUUUCAGUCAUACAGAGAGACAUACACAUAUACGCUUACGCAAAGAGAUAAACGCAAUACAGCCGAAACUAGACAUACAUAAACACACACGUAUAUUUAUACAUAUAUACAUAUAUAUAUAUAUAUAUAUAUCUACAUACAUACAUACAUAAAUAAGUAUACAUAUAUAUAUAUAUAUAUAUAUAUUUAUAUAUAACGAGCCUCAAAUACAAGACUGAUUAGCUAUCCCCUCCCCCCAACCCUCGAACGAUCCCAUAAUCUCCCAGUAAGUUAUAUAAAAGAUAAUACAGAACAAUUGAUGGUAGAAGUUCCAUGUUAUAUUCUCACGCUCGCAGUCCAUUUUUCAUUACUUCUCCCCCCCUCCUUCUUCCUCUAAUAUUUGUUCCAUUUUUGUUUUAAAUUUUUUUUUUCCACGUCUUUCCUUUUUUCGUUUCCUUUGUUCACUUCGCAACAUACCCGCUUACGGAAUAAUAAUAAUAAUAAUGAUGAUAAUGAUAAUAAUAAUGAUAAUGAUAACAACAACAACAAUAAUAAUAGUAAUAAUAAUGAUAAUGAUAAUAAUAAUAACAACAACAACAAUUAUAACAAUAAAUCAUAAGAAGUAUAAUAAUAAUUAUUAUUAGUCUUAGCUUUAAUUAAUAGUUUCUAGUUUUCUAGGCUUUAGUCUAUACACAUAUAUACAUAUGAUGAAUACAACAAACGUAGUUACAUACCUACAUGUAUAGUGUAAUAGUAAUGACGAUAACGAUAACGUCAAAGUACCAGUGACCUAAUAGAAAGUACCUAUUUUAUUUGUAACGCUUUACAUAUUUUAUAUAUGUACAUAUACAUAUUUAUAUAUAUAUGCAUAUAAAUAUAUAUAUAUAUAUGUACAUAUAUUUAUAUUUAUAUGCAUAUAUAUGUGUACAAAAGUGUAUAUGCAUAUAAAUUACAUUAUAUUAUAAUUAUAUAAUAUUAAUAUUAUACAUACAAUUAAAAUACACUAAAUUAGUGGAAGUUGUGUAAAGCUUUGUCUUAUAUACAUACAUACACACAUACAUACACACACAUAUAUACAUUAUAUUGUAUAAUAUUAAAGAACUACGAUGAUUCGAUUAUUAGUAAAGGCAACUUGACGCGCGAAAGAGAUGAUGGCAAAUUGAGGAGGUUCGAGUAAAAGGAAAAAAAAAAAAAAAAAAAUCUAUGCAAACGUCUCUCUACGCAAGUAGGUAAUUAGAUCGUUGAUACCUCUUGCGGUGCGCGAGGGAAGUAUAUGAAACUGACGGUCACGAUCUUUUUCGUUUACUCGGAGACGUGACGCGCGCUUCAACUUCCGCGAUUGUUGAAACACAUUUUUCGCCGUGUCGUACAGAACCGACAAAUACAUGAAAAAAUGAAAGAGCUGCAAAA
Molecule: messenger RNA, 12079 nt
Organism: Neodiprion fabricii
Lineage: Eukaryota; Metazoa; Arthropoda; Insecta; Hymenoptera; Diprionidae
Gene: InR-2
Product: insulin-like receptor
Exons: 12
Coding region: 1955-7432 (1825 amino acids)
Biological process (GO): multicellular organism development; positive regulation of MAPK cascade; positive regulation of kinase activity
Cellular component (GO): axon; membrane; insulin receptor complex
Molecular function (GO): insulin receptor activity; ATP binding; insulin receptor substrate binding
Source: RefSeq, a predicted model, not a curated record